This is a messenger RNA of Anthostomella pinea, 7485 nucleotides long. The record is from the annotation of a GenBank genome assembly. NCBI's taxonomy places the organism in Eukaryota, Fungi, Ascomycota, Sordariomycetes, Xylariales, Xylariaceae.
AUGGCCAGCAAGAAGCCGACACAUUUGCCGCUGUCGCCGUCCAGUGUAGCCUCGUCCCUCCCGAAAUCGCGGCGCGAGUCUGUCGCCUCGUCGUCCGUCACUCCCAGCCACGUCGAUAAAGAUCACCUCGCCCAGGCCCUCGACAAGAUCCAUACCUCCGCCAAGGAAAGGGAUGUUCUGACCACGUUCAACGACUUUGCCCCGUCGCCCGACUCGUCUACGGCCGCCGAGAACAAAGGGUUCACGGGAGACUUGGUGCAGAAUGGUAUCAGCGGUCUUUACUCUCGGUUCAAGGAGGCGGUAGGAGUCAGUGGUAGGGAUAGGUUGGGGGUGUACACGGGCAUGGAGCCUUCAGAAACAGACAGUCAAGAUGCUUCCUCCAAAAAGAGCUCGAGCACGACCGUGGCAACACCCAGGUCUGCCGCGCCUCCAUUACCCCGCGCUGAUACUGGCCGCUCGACUUCCACCUUCAACUCGAUGAUGACGGAUCCAAUGGCUUCUACUGUGGCUUCGCCGUCAGGUGCGUUUGCCAGCGAGAGUCAUACCCAGCAGCCUCAAUCGGCCAAAGCCUCAUUCGUAACCAACUUGGCAACCUCCAAGUCUGCCUCUUCUAGCCGCCAAAGUAUUCCGAAUAUGACGAAACCCACGGCCACUAUCACACCUGUGAACGUGAGUGCGUUCCGAGAAGGACCUCGCACGCUCUCCGCCCGGAAUGAGGAGGGGCAGGGCAGAGCGACUGGUAGGAAGAUUGUUAGUAGUGAGGGACAAACAGGUGUAUCAAACGCAGAGAUCUCGGCUUUCUACGAUGAUACCAAGAGUGCUCCGGCCGUCGACAAACUGGCAGCUUCUAGCCGCUCGAGGCGGGAUGAUGGCUUCACUGUGGACGGGAAUACCGAAUUGCCCAUCAGUCCUUUCAAGGCAUCAAAUCCGGCAGCGCCGGCUAAUUCUACUGUUCCCCGGGGGUCUUCGUCGGAACAUAGAUUGCUAUCACCGCCCACUCGCGCGACUGGAAGAGAUACCACGCGGCGCCCUGCGGUAAUCGAUCGCAUCAGAAGCUCGCAGGCUUCGGGUAGUCACUCGAGAUCCUCGUCCAUCUCCGCCGAGCCGAGCACGGUCAACACCUCUGCGCACGAUAACGUCCACCAUGACUCUUUUGCGCAAGCUGCGAAACCUCAGCGAACGAGGUCCGGAGAGAAUCGAAUCUCAGGCACAGUUGCCCACGAAGGCGCGCCUGGAGUAGUGAACGCGCAACUUGAGUUAAUGCGCAAGCAAGUCUUGAGCAAGGAUUUCUGGAUGGCUGACGAGACUUGCAAAGAGUGUUUUCUAUGUACUGCACCAUUCACAGCUUUCCGCCGCAAACACCACUGCAGGACCUGCGGUUGUAUUUUUGAUAGCAGGUGUACAUCCAUCAUCUCAGGCCAGCGGUUUGGGGUGCAAGGGACGCUGCGUGUCUGCAAACCCUGUCUGGCCAUUAUCCUUCAGAGGCAAGAUGGGAAUGCGUCGGAUGACUCGGCUGAUGAAUCGUAUCUGUCAGGGAUGUUCCGAUCAAAUCAACCAAAGUCGUCGCUCUCGUCCGUGGUCAAACAAGAUAGAGACGACGCCAGCAUAUCGGAAAGGACCGAUGUCGAUGAUGAUAGCAGAUCUAGGACUACGCCAAUGAUGGCCAUUCCGGCUACGAGGCGAAUAGGAGAAUCAUCAAACCGCCACUCUGCUGUUUUGGAGAUUGAUGCCCCGCAGUUAAUCAGGCCCAGCUCAUCGAGAUCUUUGAUGUCAAUGACUUCUAGCAGACCGCAGUCUUCCGGUCAAAGGCGCCAUCAUUCCAAGCACAAUAUAUGGAACCGCUUCAAGCCCUCGCCGGACGACAGAGCCCCCUUCCGGAGAUCCGCAAAUGAGGAAGUAGCCAAGAAGGCCAGCCUGUCUGCAUUUCAUGACGACAAUGUGAUUGACCCCGACCUGGCUCCGUUCAUGUCGGACGAGUCCAGUGGCGAUGAACAGAUGAGCAUCAUGGGUACUAUGGCUGGAAAUGAGCCGCACGCAUCCAGUACCGAUCACGAGAGGUCCAACUUUGGACAAUACCUGGGAGGAGGGAGGAGGAAUCGUACCAGGACCCAAGCUGAGAAGAGCGUAAGCGGCUUCAGUUUUAUGAGCCGCGGCGUUGACGAGUUGCAACCGAGAACCUCCAGGCGGCGAAACCUGAGUGUUGCCAGCGGACAUCAGGGGCAUCACUUGCGGUCUCCUCGGCCGAAGUCUUUCAUAAUGAAAGGCCCGUCAGGUUCGAAUGAGACCCUUCCCUUAUUCGACAGCCCGGGGACGUCUGAUGUGCCGCGCCUGACUCGAAGCUCGUCCAUGAAGGGGGAUAAAAAGCCUCGCGUGGAGCUUAAUCCUGCGAGUCUUCUCCAUGUUCGCAGGCUUCUUCGGCAACUUCUCCAUGACGCCGAUGUACCAAAUGCGGCUGCCUGGGAGAAGGCCCUGAUCCCUAUCCUGCUGAAGUGUACAACAUCUGUGGACCCCGAUAUUGACCGUGGAGACGACAUCGAUAUCCGGCACUACGUCAAGCUCAAAAAGAUCCCUGGAGGCAGACCGAGCGACACAUGCUAUGUGUCAGGUGUCAUUUUCACCAAGAAGCUUGCGCUGAAAAGCAUGGCGCGCCGCAUGUCUAAUCCUCGGGUUGUCAUCGUGUCUUUUCCCAUCGAGUAUCAGCGACACCAGCAACAUUUCAUGAGUCUACAACCAGUCAUAGAGCAGGAGAGGGAGUACCUCAAACAACUGGUGAAUAGGAUCACUGCCCUCCGACCUCAAUUGCUAUUAGUCGAGAAGAGCGUAUCCGGUCUCGCGUUGCAGUUCUUGUCGGAAGCAAAGAUCGCGGUGGCGUACAACGUCAAGCCUUCUGUGCUCUCUGCUGUUUCCCGUUGUCUGGAGACAGAGAUCAUCUCCUCCGUGGAUAUGUUGGCACUUCCGCCACACCAAUUCCAGACUGGCAAAAGCAGCGGAUUUGAAGUCAAAACUUUCGUUAACGAGGGGAUACCCGGCCGUAAGAAGACGUACAUCUUUCUGUCUAGCCACCAGGAAGAGCUAGGCUGUACAAUUGCUCUUAGGGGUGCACCGACACCCGUUCUCGCCAAACUCAAGUACAUCACCGAAUUCAUGGUAUACGUUGUAUACAACCUUAAACUCGAGUCCUGCUUGAUGCGGGACUCUUUUAUCCAGCUUCCAACGAGUGACCACCUCGCCAGGGGUUCCACCCAGUUUGGCGACGACAGCAUCCACUCAUCAGUGUCCCAAGCGCCUGACACGGAUGACCGACAGAGAACCCUCUCAACAACGGCACAGGAAGUCCCUAUCGCGAAUCAGAACUUGUCUGACUCCGAGGAGAAAGUCGGGGAACCGACGAACAGUACCAUGCCGCGAGAACUUCUUUCCCAGAACAUUCAACACACCGACAAGUUGGUAUACGUCCACGAGACACAUGCCCGGGCAUCUCAUGAUAGUCUUGUUCCAGAAGACAUCCCGAUGCCUACGUUUUAUAGCGACAUGGUGGCAAAGUACGACACGAAGAUACUUUCCGCGUCUCCAUUUGUGAAGUUUUCACAGCCCUACCUGCUCAUGAGGGCCCGGGAACAAGAGCGUAGGCUCGUACAUCUGAAGAGGCUCCGAGACCAAGACAUCGUAGAAGAGCGCGUUGAUGAUGAAAAACCCAAACCCCAAAGAUUUCAACUGAUCAAGCCGGAGAUGGUACUACAACCUGGCCAUAAAGCGCCUCGGCAGAUAAUGGAGGUACUCCAUGCUGUUCACGAUGCUGAGUACGAUAAGGCUCUCUACAACUACCAGACGCAGACGAGGUCAUGGGAACUCUAUAUCCAGGGCAAUUUAGACCUCUUUGAUCCCUACGCACACCAAAACAUUGUCGUCUUACAUUCGGUCAUCUGCACGGAGACGAAAAUCCCAUGCGUCGAGCCGACCUUGAUCGCCCUUGGCUUUUACGAUGAACAUACGGAUCAUGGUAACAACAUGGACCCGGAUUGCACACUAGGCCAGUACAUUGAGGAUGUCUGCUAUGGUGCUGACUCGACCUGUACAUCCAAUGGCUGUGAUAGGAAGAUGAGUCAACACCAUCGAACUUAUGUCCACGGCGAAGCACGCAUUACAGUCUUCAUUGAACAGGAAAUCAAGGGUAGACCUCGCCGAGAGAGCAUCAUGAUGUGGAGCUACUGCAAGGUGUGCAAGCGCGAGACCAGUGAGAUGGAGAUGUCCAAGGGAACCUGGAAAUACUCAUUCGGCAAGUACCUCGAGCUAUCCUUCUGGAGUAGGGGCACCCACUUGGUCAGAGAUGACGAUGUUGACGGCUGGAACUGCCCCCACGAUCACCACCGCGAACAUAUACGCUACUUUGGUCUGGAAGACAAGAUCAUACGGGUGCAUUACGAUCCCAUCGAUCUCUUGGAGAUUAUUGUGCCGCGAGUCCGAAUCACCUGGAAGGUCGAGCAUGACCUCAACAUGAAGAACGAGAUCUUCACACAUUGCCAAGAGCGGUGGACUCGAUUCACUGCUUCAGUCAAAGCCAGACUGAAAGCUAUCAAGCUCGAGAAUAUUCUCCCCGAAAAGUCCGAAGCGUGUAAGGCCGAGAUUGACCGACUUACGAAGAAGAUACAGGAUGAGCAUGCCUCCCUUGUGCGGAAACUGCAGGACAAGUACAUGAACUCCAAAUACUACGAAGUUAUCCCCUUUAAUGUGGCGCUCCGGGAGAUGCUUGUCAAGGUUGCUGAGUGGGAUGCAGCCUUUGCGAAGUUUGAGACAGACUUCCUACCAUCUGACAAGGACAUCCGGAGACUCACGAUGAUUCAGCUACGCAAGAUGUUUACGGACGAAUCGAAAGAGUCAUUGUCAAACAACGAGCCAGCAACUGAGCUGACGGACUUCAGCGAAAAGCAGACGCAAGCGAGCGUCUCAGAGAGCGAUGGCAAGCCGGACACACAGCCCAUUGAUACGAGUCCGAAUAUUUCCCAAACAGAUACCAGUGCAGAACUCACUCCUAGGGAUAUCCGAUCCCCGGAAGCGACGCUUGCGUCUGCAGCAGACGCAACUCGUGGAAGGGUCGAACCCUUAGAUUUAGCGACCCCGAAGACCCCCACUCGAAAUCUGCCACCUCGAGACCAGUCUGGUGGUCUUGUCGCGACACCACUGACAUCCGCGCCUACCGAGGUUGGGACUCCCCUGAGUAAUAUGUCUUUGCACGUGGUCCCGACUGGGCCGGUAUAUGCGGAGCCGUCCUUGUCGGUCACGGAACAGGUGGAACAAUUGCGUCGGCGGCAGCAGGCUGUCGUCCUGGACAAGGCUACUAUACCUGCGGAUAGUGCAGCAGUGGGCAUACCCGCCGAGCCUGCCAAAGUGGAACCGGAACGCGGCUCUUCUCGUAGGAUGGGAUUGGCCGUGUCACCGCCUAUGGUUCGUGCACUAUCUCAGCCAGUCAAUAGUAUACCAACGCUGCCCCGUACAAGCUCUGCUAUAGGUAAGAAAGUGUUCGGGGCUGGUAAGGACAAGGAUAGGGUCACUCCCUCCGAAAUACCACCUGGCAACGAACCUCGCAAGACCUUGACGAACGAAUCGAUCAAAGAGGGGAAGAAGAUGUUCAGCCUCAAGCCUCACCGGAAGGGCAACCAGUCAUCCAUCCCACGGUUUGUUGGGAAGAAGGACUCUAGGGUAUCUACGAUUCGCAAGCACUUUGAACAGCUGAGUCGGGAAUUCGAGAAGGAACGGGAGAAAGACCGCAAGAAGCGCGCAGCCAAGAUGUCCCAUUCCAGGCCGUUCCUCCAGCACUCCACAACCAAAGCUAUUGUCGAGGUUUACCAGGAUGUUGAUGACGCGGUGCAAGAACCUGGUCCGAUCGAGGAAGACCAAGUGAUUGAAAGAGAAAUGGGUGAGCCUAUUACCCAUGCCGCAACGGAGCCAAGUACAGCAGCUUCGGCAAUUGAUCAAACCGCCGAAGAACCACUCCAAGACCAUCGAUCUCGCUCAGAUUCGCCGCAACAAACCGAAGAGGCAGCAAACGAAAUUGAGACGGACGAUCAGACUCUCAACACGAGUCUUGGUCCCACAGAUGAUGAACAAGGGGAUAGCGAUACUGAGCACUCACUGCUUGACGGCACUACCCUCGAGGAAAUCGCCGAAUCGCUGGACUCCAGCACCGAGAUUCCUCUGGAGCUUCCCAAACACGACAAGAUGAACUUCAUCAAGGUACUCACGAACUUUUGGAACGAACGAUCGGCAAGCCAGUGGCCACCACUCGACUACCCGCUCAAUUCCACGGACCAUAUCUUCAUCGACUCGGACAUCAUUGUGAGAGAGGACGAGCCGAGUUCAGUGAUCGCAUUUGCUCUCUCCUCCGAGCACUAUUUGAAGACACUCCGCGGGUUUCAUUGCCGGAAGCCCGGCAAGGGCGGCAAGCUCUCCUCAGACUCGGAGGGCGAUGCGGCAACCGAGGUGCUUCCGGAUGUCGAGGAAACGAUCAGUGAGGGCCGCCUAGAGAACAGCCUUUUCAAUACUAUGAGCAGUCACUACAAGUACCAAUUCACCGAGGGGUCAGCCAAGAUGCUCGUAAAGAUUUUCUACGCCGAGCAGUUUGAUGCGCUGCGACGAAAGUGCGGCGUGGCCGAUCGCAUCGUUGAAUCCCUCUCCCGAUGCCUCAAGUGGGAUUCCAAAGGGGGCAAGACAAAGUCCGUGUUCCUCAAGACACAAGAUGACCGCAUGGUGAUGAAGUCGUUAUCCCCAAUCGAGACUGCGGCGUUCUUGAAGUUUGCGCCUGCGUACUUUGGCAUAAUGGCCGAGGCACUGUUCCAUGAUCUCCCUUCUGUUAUUGCCAAGAUGCUCGGCUUCUUCCAAGUCACCAUCAAGAACCCAAUGACCAAUACGGAAAUCAAGCUUGAUCUGCUUCUCAUGGAGAACCUGUUCUAUGACCGAGCACCAACGCGCAUCUUCGAUCUCAAAGGCUCAAUGCGGAACCGCAAAAUCCAGUCGACUGGUGAACCAGACGAAGUACUGCUCGACGAGAACAUGGUGGAGUAUAUCUACGAAUCUCCGUUGUUUGCCAGGGAGCACUCGAAGAGACUGCUCCGUUCAUCUGUUUUCAACGACACAUUGUUCCUGGCUCGGCAAAACGUGAUGGAUUAUUCUCUCAUGAUCGCCGUCGACGAGGUCAAGAAGGAGCUGGUGGUUGGCAUCAUCGAUUGCAUCCGAACUUACACUUGGGACAAGAAGCUCGAGAGUUGGAUCAAGGAUCGCGGCUUUGCGGGAGGCAACCGUAAUCGGCCAACGGUGACGAGUCCGAAGGAGUACAAGUCCCGGUUCAGAGAGGCCAUGGCAAGAUACAUCCUGCAGGCGCCAAACUGCUGGCAUCAAUUCGAUGCGCCGUUCAUGGCGCCCAGACAGCGGGGAGAAGGCAACAUGGCUGGCGAUGACGCAGCAGUGGGGAUCGCCGACUUUGGUGCUUGA